Molecule: messenger RNA, 1731 nt
Organism: Acanthisitta chloris (rifleman)
Lineage: Eukaryota; Metazoa; Chordata; Aves; Passeriformes; Acanthisittidae
Gene: CES1
Product: carboxylesterase 1
Exons: 14
Coding region: 1-1731 (576 amino acids)
Source: RefSeq, a predicted model, not a curated record
AUGGCGGCAGGGAAGGUGCGAGCGCUGCGGGGCUGGGCUGUCGCUGUCGCUGUCGCGGUCACAGCGCUGCUGGCCACAGGACAAGGAGCAGAGCAACCAGAAGUGGAGACCAAAUAUGGGAGAGUCCGAGGAUACCAGUUCGAAGUAGACGCAGCACAGAAGACUGUAAAUGUCUUUUUGGGACUUCCUUUUGCCAAGCCUCCAGUUGGAUCACUAAGGUUUUCUGCACCACAGCCACCCAAACCGUGGAAAGGUGUCAGAGAUGCCACUUCCUACCCACCAAUGUGCCUACAGGAUAAAGUACAAGGACAAUAUUUUUCGGACCUGAUUACUAAUAGAAAAGAGAAAGUCUCUCUCGAAACGUCUGAAGAUUGCUUAUACCUAAAUGUGUAUACACCCAUCUCUACAGAAACACAGCAGAAGCUGCCUGUGUUUGUAUGGAUACAUGGUGGUGGAUUAAUUUUUGGAGCAGCUUCAUCAUAUGAUGGUUCAGCACUAGCAGCCUUUGACAAUGUGGUAGUUGUAACAAUUCAGUACAGAUUAGGCAUUGUUGGAUAUUUUAGCACUGGUGAUGAGCAUGCCCGAGGUAACUGGGGAUAUUUAGAUCAAGUAGCAGCUCUUCAGUGGAUUCAGGAAAAUAUCAUGCACUUUGGAGGAGAUCCAGGAUCUGUCACUAUUGCUGGAGAAUCUGCAGGAGGAAUCAGUGUUUCUGCUCUUGUCUUAUCUCCCCUGGCAAAGGGCUUGUUCCACAAGGCCAUUUCAGAGAGUGGUACUGCAAUCUACAGUUUGUUCACUGAUCAGCCUAAGGAGGAAGAAAAAAGAAUUACUGCUGCCUCUGGCUGCAAAAAAUCCAGUUCAGCUGCAACAGUUGAAUGCUUGAGAGGAAAAACAGAAGAAGAGAUAGUACAGAUAACACUCCAAAUGGAUAUGACAGCACUGCCACUAUGCUACACUUCACGUGAGAAGUGUGAACAGCCUUCCUUUUUCAUCAGUGCAUGUGCAGAUGGUGUGUUUUUUCCAAAGAGUCCCAAGCAAUUACUAUCUGAAAAAUCCAUCCAUGCAGUCCCAUAUAUCAUAGGCGUAAAUAACUGUGAAUUUGGGUGGAUACUUCCUACGAUGAUGAAAUACCCUGCUUUUGUGGAUGGUCUGGAUAAAGAUGUUGCACAUCAAAUUUUACAGAGCUCUUUAGCAUUAGGAUUUAAGGAUGUUAAGUCUGAAGUUGUUGAUCAAAUAUACAACGAGUACAUGGGGCAUGCAGAGAACCCUGCUCAGGUGCGAGAUGGCCUCCUUGAUACCAUGGGAGACUUCAUUUUUGUUAUUGCAGCUGUUGAAGUGGCUCGAUACCACCGAGAUGCUGGCAACCCAGUCUACUUCUAUGAAUUUCAGCACCGACCAAGUGCAGCUGAUGGCUUCUUACCAGAGUUUGUCAAAGCAGAUCACGGAGCUGAGAUUCCCUUUGUCUUUGGAAAGCCAUUCUUAGCUGGGUAUGCUACAGAAGAAGAAAACAAACUUAGCAGAACUGUUAUGAAAUACUGGACUAACUUUGCUAGAAAUGGAAAUCCCAAUGGAGAAGGCUUGGUGCAUUGGCCUCAGUAUGAUCAGGAUGAAAGAUACUUGGAAAUAGACAUACAGCAAAAGGAAGCCAAGAAAUAUAAAGAACGCAAAAUGAAGUUUUGGACACAGCUCAUGCAACAAAUGGUGAAUGAAAGGAGAGAACACACAGAUUUAUAA